This is a messenger RNA of Arabidopsis thaliana (thale cress), 309 nucleotides long. Its product is annotated as acyl carrier protein. NCBI's taxonomy places the organism in Eukaryota, Viridiplantae, Streptophyta, Magnoliopsida, Brassicales, Brassicaceae. The coding region runs from base 82 to 309 and encodes 75 amino acids. The transcript has a single exon. The record is from RefSeq and is marked reviewed.
GUUUAAUAACAAAAUCAUCACCAUCGAUCUGACCAGAGCUCCUUCUUUGAGCAAGGUUUUUCUGGGUGCUUUUCUACAGCAAUGGCGGCGAGAGGUGCUCUGCUUAAAUAUCUCAUUGUCAAUGUCACACCUUCUCUUCAAAUCUCAAGCCGUAUCACUUCCCCUCCUUUGUAUGUUCUUCUUCGGCGUUUCUCUAAAGAAGUUAGAGCAUUCCUCUACACAUCUGAAGUCACAUAUCGCUUUCUCUCUAUCGUCAAAAACUUCCAAAAAUUUGAGCCUUCUAAAGUAUUUUCAGAUUCUUACCUCUGA